GGCUCAUCCGCGUCAUGGCUGAAGUCCCGGACGAUUACAAUUCCGGCCCCGAUGAAAACGAAGACCUGGGGUCCGAGAGACCCCAACUGCCUGGGCUUCUCGAAAGAGCUGAAAGUGCGGAACCAGACGUCAGGGCAGGGGCAGACUCGGAGCUACUCGAAGAGAUGGACCAAGAGCCACAGCCGGAGACGGAGGAAGAGAACUUCAAAGACCUGGCGCCCGAGAAUACGGAGAAUGCACAACCACACCAAAACCCAACCCUGACGCCCGAGGAAGAGAUUCCCAGCGAGUCAGAGAUAGAUCUUGCUAGCAAGACUAAAACAGGGAUACCCGAAGAGGUCAUGUUGGAGACAUCCGAAGGGAUGGUAGAAGAGUUUUUCAAGGAUUUGGAGGUCCGUCUGGAUGAAAAGCUGGAGGAGCCUGACCUAGAGCCACCGGAGGAGGCCGCGCCAGCUGUUACAGAGGGUGUGUUCAUAGAGUCAGCUAAGGAAAUAGAUCUAGAGCUACCAAAGGAGACUGAGUCUGAGGUUCCAAGGGCCGCACUCAGUGAGACAGGAUUAGAGUUAGUAGAGGAGCCCAAGCCGGGGGUUCCAGAGGAAAUACUUAAAGAGCAAAAUGAAGAGUCAAGUCUAGAGCCUCCAGAGCAGACCGAACCUGAAUUUCCAAGUGAGGAGCCAAGGAAAUCAAUUGAAGAGGCAGUUCUCCAGCCACAAAAGGUGACCACAUCAGAGUUUCCAGAGCAGACACAAACAGAGUCACCUGAGGAGAAAAGGACAGAGCCAUCUGAGCAGACCAUCCUGGAGUUUACAGAAGAGAAAGCAAGAAAGUCUACUGAGGAGGCAGGUCUAGAGUCUCCAAAAGAUACUAAGGCAGGGGUUUCAGAGGAGACAAGAAGAAAACCAAGUGAGGAAGAAGCGACUGAGCAGACAGAACAAGAGUUUCCAGACCAGAAACCUGGUGAGUAUACUGAGGAGACACAAACAAAGUCAACUGAAGGAAAAGUUCCCGAGACACUAGAAGAGAUCAAAUCAGAGUUUCCUGAGGAAAAAUCAAGAAAGCCAAUUGAGGAAAUAGGUCUAGAGUUAUCAGGAGAGAUCAAAUCAGAAAUUCAAGAGGAGAUACAAAGAAAGUCAACUGUGGAGAAAGUUCUAGAGCCACCAGAAGAUACUGAACCAACGGUUCAAAAAGAUAAGCAGAGAGAAUCAGCUAAGGAGGCAGGACUAGCACCACUACAGGAGUCCAAAUCAGAGGACACACUAAGAGAGUCAACUGAAGAGAAAGGUCUAGAACCACCAGAACAGACUGUACCGGAGUUUGCAAAGGAAGAACCAAAGACACAGAGUAAAUCAACUGAGGACAUAGGUCAGGUACCACCACAGAAGACCACACAAGAGGUUCAAGAGGAGAUACAAACAGAGCCAACUAAGGAUAAAGAUUCAGAGUUACUGGAUAAAGAUUUAGAGUUACCAGAUAAAGCCCAAUCACUACAUAGACAAGAGACAUAUAAUGAAUUUGCCAAGGAAGAUAGAUCAGAACCAAUCAAAUUUAAGCAUUUUGUAGAGAAAGAUGAGCUAGAGGAUUCUGACAAUGAAGAAAUGUUGUUAGUAAAAGAAACUAAAGAAGUUAUGAAAGACUCUAUGUUAGAGUCUCUAGAGAGUCUCAAGAAUUUAAGAGAGUCCCUAAAGUUGAAGAAACUGGUACAUGAAGAUCAAGAAACCCAGCCAAAGGAAAGGGUUGAGCUACAAUUUGAGUGUCUUAAAUGGAGCCCAGAAAAAGUUGCAGAGUGGAUUAGUGAGUUAGGUUUCCCUCAAUACAAGGAGUGUUUUACCACAAACUUCAUCAGUGGCCGAAAACUCAUCCAUGUAAACUGCUCAAACCUCCCUCAGAUGGGGAUAACAGAUUUUGAGGACAUGAAGGUCAUUUCUCGGCACACGCGGGAACUCCUGGGAAUCGAAGAACCCUUAUUUAAUCGCUCCAUCAGUCUUCCCUACAGGGACAAUAUCGGCUUAUUUUUAGAGCGAAAAGGUCACACUGGGGUAAAAUCUGAUUCCUUGACCUUAUCAGAAUUUGUGCAAACAGCAGGAUUACAAGAUUAUGAGCCACAAGUAACUGCCCCUCACUGGAAUGAGGCAUUAUAUUAUGAGCCAUAAGGAAAAGCCACUUCUCUUAGCUUGAAAGAUCAAACUACAUUCCUUGGGGGAAGAAGUGUGGUAUUAUCGGGGGUUUUUUUUUUCUUCUCUUCUUUGAGAAACGGAGGUGGAACUCCGGGCUCUAUUCCUGGUUCUACCGCCAACUCCCAGCACCUUCCCUUUAUUCGUAUUUUCAUUUAGACUCACGUUAAAAGAAAGAUAGCGAUAUUUCUCUUUCUGGGUAACUGUAAGAAUUCCCUGGUAAACUCCAGUAAUGCAUCUGGUAGCAGGAAUAUGUUGGGUCUCCUUUCACCCCUGAUAGUCCCCUCCACAAAUGCAGAAAAGGAAAGGGCUUUAUUGGUGAGUCCACACUCAGUCAGACUGUGACACACGUCACGGAUGAGCUGCCCAGAGAUUGCCAGGACGAGGCGACCCGCCCUUUCACACAGCCAGGCAGACAGCCCCUUGUUCACUGCCUGCAUCGAGGGCAGAGACUUCUCCGGUCUCUGCCACAAACGGAAGUGGUUCUUCCGGACCAGGCGCCCAGGCUGGACUCCCCUGGACUCAGGGAGAUCCAGCGCCCUCCUCCUGGGUGCUCACACUUCAGAGAUGUCUUCAAAGCACCACCCCCCAAAAGUCAGUCCUGGGAUAUAAAAGAGGCAGAAGGCUUAUCCGGCUUGUUAAAAUAUUUACAUACAUCUCAAAAAUGGGGGGAGGGGGAGGAUUUAUAUUAUAAGUUUUCUAAAGAAAAUAUUUUAAGAAAAAGGAAGGGGGAAAGCUCUCUUCCCCUUUUGGCAUCAGAGAAAUAUUUUUUUAAUAUAUUUGAGAUUUGUAUUUACCUUUACAAACAGCAUUGCUUAUGAAAGUACCCUUUGAACUAGGGUCUGAGGUCAGUGUACCGGACUCUUUUAUGUGGUGCCUGCCAGACGUUUAUAAAAUGAAAUUCGGGCCAGAGCUGACCCAUGACUGGACUGUUCAAAAGAAAUGAUAAAAUGUUUCUUGUUGCUUGAAUAACUCCAA
This is a messenger RNA of Artibeus jamaicensis (Jamaican fruit-eating bat), 3149 nucleotides long. RefSeq names its product sterile alpha motif domain containing 15 (gene SAMD15). Bases 15 to 2150 code for a protein of 711 amino acids. The record is from RefSeq and is a predicted model, not a curated record. Lineage: Eukaryota; Metazoa; Chordata; Mammalia; Chiroptera; Phyllostomidae. Gene Ontology annotation, molecular function: protein binding. The transcript has 4 exons.